This is a messenger RNA of Coregonus sp. 'balchen', 42746 nucleotides long. Lineage: Eukaryota; Metazoa; Chordata; Actinopteri; Salmoniformes; Salmonidae. The record is from the annotation of a GenBank genome assembly.
AUGGAGCGCGAGCGUCGCAGAGGCUCCGCGGAGCCGGCAUGUCGCCGGCAUCGCCGCCCUUGGUGGAGGGUGGCGCGUCACGAUUUGGCCAAAGAGUGAGGCAGAGCAGGGUGGAGUCAAGGUAUAAACCUAGUUAGGUAGAGAUUAGGGUUGCAAAAUUCCAGUGUUUUUUCUCAAGAGUAUUCCGCAUUUUUUUUCCAGAAUUUCCCCGGAUUGGAGGAAUUCCCAGAAUUUUUUUCUUUUCCUGAUAAUUCCCUUGUAAUUCCAGGAAACUUCCAAGCAGGAUUUCUGGAAAACCUGGGAAUUUGGGAAAGUUACCGGAAUUUUGCAACCCUUGUAGGAAGUAAGGGAGUUAGAGUUCCCUGGGAGUUAGGGUUGCCUGGGAGUUAGGGUUCCCUGGGAGUUAGGGUUCCCUGGGAGUUAGGGUUAGGUAGAGAUUCCACUUUUAAGGUCAGGGUUAGGUUGAGAUUCCACUGUAAAAGGCGCGCACACAUUGCACUUGAAAUGUGAUCUAGUGUUCGUUCAGCGCGCUGUGUUUUAGUGAUCACCCGCUGUAGAUGUCUGACUGCCAACAAAUUUCACACAACUAUACAUGUAAAAUCGGUGCGCACUCGGUUUGCAAAUCACAUUCAGAGGUGCUAAGUACUCUGGGCCAGCAAACACUACUGGUGUGUCUGAGAACUUAAGGUUAGAGUUAGGAAGAGAUUCCACCCUUAAGGUUAGGAGUUAGGAAGAGAUUCCACCCUUAAGGUUAGGGUUAGAUAGAGAUUCCACCCUUAAGGUUAGAGUUAGGUAGAGAAUCCACCCUUAAGGUUAGAGUUAGAAAGAGAUUCCACCCUUAAGGUUAGGGUUAGGAAGAGAUUCCACCCUUAAAGUCAGGGUUAGGUAGAGAUUCCACCCUUAAGGUUAGAGUUAGGUAGAGAAUCCACCCUUAUGGUUAGAGUUAGGAAGAUAUUCCACCCUUAAGGUUAGAGUUAGGUAGAGAAUCCACCCUUAAGGUUAGAGUUAGAAAGAGAUUCCACCCUUAAGGUUAGGGUUAGGUAGAGAUUCCACCCUUAAGGUUAGAGUUAGGAAGAGAUUCCACCCUUAAGGUUAGGGUUAGGUAGAGAUUCCACGCUUAAGGUUAGUUUUAGAUAGAGAUUUGUGAGGUACAGAGACUGAGUGUUGGGGGUUAGGGCUCAUCAGGGGAAUAGUUGUGAAGACUACCCUAACUUUAUUGUCUUCCUAAAGGGGCCCCCCCUUUCCUCCCCCCCUUCCAAAACCCCUCGACCCCCCCCAUGGGAGGAGGAAGGGAGGAUAAUGCAAGCGGUUUGGUCUGCCGGGCCGGGAACCAGACAAAUUCCACAUCAGUAAACUCAUUUUACUUCUCCAAUUGACAUCAUAAAACACAGCUGGGCAACCCCCUGAUCAACAAAACAAACCAAACCCUACCAAUCCUCCAUCGUUUUUGGAAAAGGAUAUUCAAACAGCACCCGUAAACAUACUUUCUGGAAAACACCCUAACCAGUUUUGGGGGCAGCGUUUUUGUUUGUUGCUGGGGGUGCGGUGCCAAAACAUUAAGGGUUGUUUCACCCCACAGUUAAAGUUGUUAACAGUUAGUUAGCAACCACUCCUACCCCGUAACGUGUAGGGCCAAAAAAAGGGUUUUAAAAAAUGUCUCCAGUUGUGUUUUCUUUGACCAUUGUACAUCUCCCCUUUCCCAUGCGUAUUGGGAUCUUCUCAAUUAGAGCCCUCCUUCUCAACUCCCACCUUCCCCCUCCACUCCUACCUUCCCCCUCUACUCCCACCUUCCUCCUCCUCUCCACCUUCCUCCUCUACUCCUACCUUCCCCCUCCACUAUCACCUUCCUCCUCUACUCCCACCUUCCCCCUCCACUCCUACCUUCCUCCUCCUACUCUCCCACCUUCCUCCUCUACUCCCACUUUCCCCCUCCAACUCCCACCUUCCUUCUCUACUCCCACCUUCCUUCUCUAUUCCCACCUUCCCCCUCCACUCCACCUUCCUCCUCUACUCACACCUUCCUCCUCUAUUCCCAACCUUCCUCCCUCACUCCCACCUUCCCUCCUCUACUCACACACUUCCAAUCCUUAUUCCCCCACCUUCCUCCUCUAUUCCCACCUUCCCCCUCCACUCCCACCUUCCUCCUCUACUCCCACCUUCCCCCUCCACUCCCACUUUCCUCCUCUAUUCCCACCUUCAUCCUCUACUCCCACCUUCCCCCUCUACGCCCACCUCCCCCCUCCACUCCCACCUUCCUCCUCUACUCCCACCUUCCCCCUCCACUCCCACCUUUCUCCUCUACUCCCACCUUCCUCCUCUACUCCCACCUUCCCCCUCCACUCCCACCUUCCUCCUCUAUUCCCACCUUCCCCCUCCACUCCAACUUCCUCCUCUACUCCCACCUUCCCCCUCCACUCCCACCUUCUUCCUCUACUCUCACCUUCUUCCUCUACUCCCACCUUCCUCCUCUACUCCCACCUUCCCCCUCCACUCCCACCUUUCUCCUCUACUACUACUCCCCACCCUCCUCCUCUACUCCCACCUUUCUCCUCUACUCCCCACCUUCCUCCUCCUACUCCCCACCUCCUCCUCUACUCCCACCUUCCUCUACUCCGACCUUCCUCCUCCACUCCCACCCUUCCCCCCCUCUACUCCCACCUUCCCCCUCCACUCCCCACCUUCCCCCCUCUACUCCCACCUUCCUCCUCUUUCCUACCUUCCUCCCCCCAUCCCCCCUUCCCCCCUACUCCCACCCUUCCCCCUCCACUCCCACUUCCCCCCCUACUCCUCCUUCCCCCCCACUCCCCCCCCUUUCUCCUCUACUCCCACCUUCCCCUCACUCCCCCUUUCCCCCUCCCCCCCUCCCCCCCCCUUCCUCCUCUUUCCCCCCUUCCCCCUCCACCUCAACCCUUUUCCCCUCUAUCCUACCUUCCCCCUCCCCCCACCUUCAUCCUCUACUCCCAACCUUUCCCCCUUCCCCCCCCCCCUUUCCCCCUUCAAAUUUUCCCCCUUUUCCCCUUCCCCCCACUCCCACCUUUCCCCUCUCUUCCCACCCUCCCCCUCCAUCCCCCCUUUCUCCUCUACUCCCCCUUUCCCUUUUCUCUCCCACCUUCCCCCCCCCUCCCACCUUCCUCCUCUAUUCCCCCCCCUUCCCCCUCCCCCAACUUCCCCCCUUCCCCCCCACUUUCCCCCUUCCCCCUCCCUCCCCUUUCUUCCUCUACUCUCACCUUUUUUCCUCUCUCCACCUUCCCCCUCCACCCCACCCCCCCCCCCUCCACUCCCCCCCCUUUUUUUCUCCCCCUUUCUCCUACCUUCCUCUCUACUCCCCCCUUCCCCCUCCACCCCCCUUUUCCUCUCCUUCCCCCUUCCUCCUCUAUUUCCCCCUUCCCCCCCCCCUCCACUUCCAAUUCCCCUCUACCCCUUUCCCCUUCCUCCUCCCCUCUCACCUUCCCCCUCCACUCCCACCUUUCUCCUCUACUCCCACCCUCCUCCUCUACUCCCACCUUUCCUCCUCUACUCCCACCUUCCUCCUCUACUCCCACCUUCCUCCUCUACUCCCACCUUCCUCUAACUCCGUCACCUUCCUCUCCACUCCCCACCUUCCCCCUCUACUCCCACCUUCCUCCUCCACUCCCACCUUCCCCCUCUACUCCCACCUUCCUCCUCGUAUUGCUACCAUUCCUCCUCCACUCCUACCUUCCCCUCCCCCCCCUUCUACUACCGCCACCUUCCCCCUCCACUCCCACAUUCCCCCCCCUUCUACUUCCCACCUUCCCUCCUCUAUUCCCCCUUCCCCCUCCACUUCCCACCUUCCUCCUCUACAGUUCCCACCGUUCCCUCCUCUACUCUCACACCUUCCCCCUCCACCUUCCCACAUAUUCUUUCCCCUUCCCUCUAGCUGUCCCCUCUUCCUCCUCUAGUUCCCACCUUAUCCCCCCCUCCACUCCCAACUUUCCUCGCCUCCUCUACGUGGGCCAACCUUCGCCCCCUGCCACUCCCCACCCUUCCCUCCUUACUUACUCCCAACCUUUCCUCCUCCACUGCCAACCUCCCAACCUUCCCCCCUCUAACUUCCCAACUUCAACUCCCCCCUCCCUCCUACCUUCCCCCUCCAAUCCCACCGCCUCCCCCCUCCAUCCCACCUUCUUUCUCUACCCAAACCACCUUUCCCCCUCUAACUCCCCACCUUGCUCCUCUAUAUUCCCAAACCUUUCUCCUCUACUCCAACCUUCCCCCUCCCACUCCCACCUUCCCCCCUCUACUCCCGACCUUCCCCCUCCACUCCCACCUUCCUCCCCUCUAACUCCCAACCUUUCUCCUCUACUCCCACCUUCCCCCUCUACUCCCACCUUUCUCCUCUAUUCCCACCUUUCUCCUCUACUCCCACCUUUCUCCUCUAUAUUAUUCUGUGUUUUCUGUCUCCUUAUUUCUCUCUCAAUGGUCCUAUCUUAGGGAUAAUAAGGAUCCAGUGGAAUUCACAAGGAUCCAUCCGUCCAACAGCUGUCACGGUGACAUCACCUCUCACCUCAUGGUGCCGGGUGGGACUUCUCUACAAUCUGGCCAAUUAGGAGACCCCUCUGCACACGCACACGCCCACUCGGCCCACCACCAUUGGAUGCCAAGCACUGGAAGCCCCUCCAUCUGGAUGACAAGCCACUCCUACGGUGAGAAAGCUCUUAUUGCUAUAAUAACCAAAGUGUUGGUGUCGCACUAUAAAUCAAUUGUAAUGCCUCAAUAAAGAUAGAAUAUAUAUAAAACAAUCAUGGAAAAAGAGAUAAGACGGGCCUACAGAUGUAUUCUGGAUCAUUCUUCAUCUUACUAUAUAAUGUCCUGUUGCUGCCUUUGAAAGCUGUGUUCCAGUAUAGCUGUAUUGUUAAUGAAUUACACAUUGCUACUGAAUCUGUCGUAAUAUCUUUCUGAUGUUGCAGGAAUCGGCCACUCAGCCCUUCACCAGAACCUCACCCCAGGUUUCUCUGCAGCCAUGCCAGGGUCUCUACAGCCUGUGCUGCCUCUGCCCCAGGACCCGUCUACCCAGCUGGUGGUGCUACCCACAGAGCCUGCUGCCCACCCUGCCACACAUCACCUGGGUGAGCCUCACUGUUUAUCUCAAUGUGUUUUUCUCAAUGUGUUUCUCAGUGUGUUUUCUCAGUGUGUUUUCUCAGUAUGUUUUUCUCAAUGGUUUUCUCCUCUUGCAUAUGUCACUCUACAUCCUUACUUAGUUACCCCAUUACCCCAUUACACCCUUAACCCACCCUACCCCUUACCCCUACCCUUAACCAUUAACCCUACCCUUACCCCUUACCCCUUACCCCUACCCUUAACCAUUACCCCUUACCCCUUACCCCUUAACCCUACCCUUACCCCUUACCCCUUACCCCUACCCUUAACCAUUACCCCUUACCCCUUACCCCUUAACCCUACCCUUAACCCAUUACCCCUUAAACUCUACCAUUACCCCUUAACCCCUACCCUCAACCUUGACCUCUUGAACUGUGGUUCAUUUUAUUAUCUUAUUACAGUCCCUGUCUGUUGUUUUCUACUGGUGCUUCUAUUUUCCAUCCAAUGGUUUUACUGCAACGUUUCCUUUAUUUGUUGGUUGCAUUAGUAUGAGCUUUCUGUUAACAGCUGUCUCACACACAAACCAACACCCACACACAUAUACACAUCCACAUAGAAAACACACACACAGGCAUGCACGCACACACACGCACACACACAUAUAAGCUUGCACGUACAAAACACACACACACACACAGAGAAUACUCAUCCCAGUUUCUACUCACCGCCUGUUCUGUCCCCCGCAGGGCUGGCUCCUGGAUGGGUCAGGGUGUGCUUCCAAAAACAUAUGUGUACACACGCACACGCACACGCACGCACACACACACACACACACACACACACACACACACACACACACACACACACACACACACACACACACACACACACACACACACACACACAGACACACACACACACACACACACACACACACACACACACACACACACACACACACACACACACCACAGAGGAAGAAAGUAAAGCAGUGCUCUCUUCUGCUCUACAUCUAUACAAGCAGGCCUUAUUCAGCAAACAGGCUGUGAAAUUUAAUUAGCUCUCCAUCCUCAGUGCCGUGUUUCCUUCCGCGCUCCGCAGGAGUUGUAGAGGAGAGGGGAAGUGCAUCCACGAAACCCUUCCCCGGGGAAAGAUUAGCUUAGCCGGGUUAAUGUUUCAGAACAAAGGUUCCAUGGUGCGUCAGGGGGGCUGAGGGGGUGGAAGGGAGGAUCAGACUGGACAUGCACAUUAAUGAGUGUACUGUGAAAUAUGGAAGGGGAGGAAACACAUUGAGUUGGAGAGAGAGGAGAGAGAGAGGGAUAGAAAAAGAGAGGGAGAGAGAGAAGGAGAGAAAGAGUGAGGGGGGGAGAGAGAAGGGGGAAGAAGGGAGAGAGAGAGAGAGAGAGAGAGAGAGAGAGAGAGAGAGAGAGAGAGAGAGGGAGAAGAAGGCCUGGGAAUCUGAAUCCCCAAAUCUGAGCUCCAUGUGUCAUAGUCAAUGUGCUCAGCUGCCCUCUACCCAGAUUCGCAGUCCACACACACAGCAUUCCUCUCUGGUCUGUAAAAAAGACUCAUCAGGGGAACGGCUGAGCUAUGCUCCUCCUGAACAUGGGAACUAGCAUCCCUGCUGGUCCACAGACUACUCAUGUGGCCUGGAGAGCGGGCUGGAGGAUGCUAGGCUGGAUGGGUGGGGGAAUGUUUAGGGAGCACUGCAGGGUCGAUCGCUCCAAGGGGACAGUACUUUGGUUACUGGUCAGUGGCUCUCUGUUAUCAUCAUCAUGUAGUAUCUCAUUAUAGUCAUGACUCCCACAUUCCAGUGUAUUCUCAGGACAGCUCCUAUGAGAAUUCAUUCUAUUCAGGUAGGAGGGAGGGAGAGAGAGAGAGAGAGGAGGGAGAGAGAGAUCGAGAGAGGAGAGAAAGAGAGAGAGGGGGAGAGAGAGAGGGGGGAAAGAGAUAUAGAGAGGAGGGAGAGAGAGAGAGAGCGUGGGAGUGCUGCUGUUUAGGUGACCAUGUUCUCAGCAUAAAGCAGCAGUCUUUGUUCGAGGGAUGUGAUCAGUGUGUGUUAUCUUGUGUGUAAGUGAGGGCUUUGCUUUUGUGUGAGAGAUGGCAGUACUGGUGUUCCAGCAUUGAGACAUACAGAUACAUGUACAUGUCUGGGUUAUACUUUCUGAGAGAUAUACAUUCAUGUACAACUUAGCUCCUUGCCCCCCAUGGUGUUGAUGUUGAUGUUGAUGUUGGUGUGUGUGUGUGUGUGUGUGUGUGUGUGUGUGUGUGUGUGUGUGUGUGUGUGGGGGGGGGGGGGGGGGGGGGGUUGCGUGUGCAUGUGUAUGCAUGCGUGGGUGUACCCCAGCUAGCACAUUUGGUUCCUUGGAAGUUGUGGGAAUGUAUGUUUUUGGUUUCCCAUUGGUUCUGGGAACGACACCAUAAGUUUCCUGACCGGUAAACUGGAAAAAAAUUUAAACGUUCUGAGAAUGGAAAUGAACAUUUAGCCUCUUCUGGGAGCGUUCAUUUUUAGGUUCUGAGAACGUUUUACUAUGGUUCCAUUAGGUUUUAUUAACAUUCUGAGAAUGGAAAUUAUAGGUUAUUUGAAGGUAAUUAAAUAACGUUCUGAGAACAUGUUUCAAUAAGACUUUUAAUAACACUGUUAGCUUAGGUUAACUGUUUUGAACUCAUUUGAUUAAUUUGCUUAGGCAUUAAUCAUGCAAGCAUAUUUAUUGUUUAUUAUGGCACGGUGUCAGUGAGAUUCGAACCUAUGAUCUUCUGUUCUCUAUGGAAUUAGUUCACUGUGCCCCCCAGGAUGGCGCUAGCAUGCCAUGUUUUUUUUUUUAUUCAUACAAAGAUGCUCAUUUUAGUCUAUCAAACAAACCCCAUAUCAAAGGAAACAAGCACUAAUUAAGAUCAGGUGUGGCCAAUUAGUGGGCAUGGCCAACACACCUGAACACACUUAACAAGGUGGAGGAUAGAGAGAGUUUUGUUGACGCUGAGAACGGAAUGUAUUUGUUUUUAAAUAACAUUCUUAGAAUGUUACUAGUGUUUUCUUGUAAUUUUUAUAGUUUUUAAUGUUCUGAGAACAUUACUUUAAAUAGAACCAUGAGGAAACCUGUAGAAAACAUGAUGCUAAAGUACUGAAAUUCUCACAGAAGUACAUUGCUUCUUAACAUUCUCUGAACAAUUUGAGAACAUUGCUUUAUAUAGAACCAUUAGGAAACCUGUAGGAAAUGUUAUGCUGAAGUACUGAAAUUCCCACCUAAGAAACAUAUGGUUCUCAGAACGUUAUGUGCUAGCUGGGUAUCCUGCACUAUUCCCAGAAAGUUGUGGGAAGGUUGUAUGCAAAAUAACCAUAGGACAACUAUGCUGUCACCAUGCUCUAAGAAACAUGUGGUUCUCAGAACGUUAUGUGAUAGCUGGGACGUGUGUAUGUAUACUUAUACAUAUACAUAUGCAUGAAUGCAUUUGUGUGUGUGUGUAUGUGUAUGUGUGUGUGUGGGCUCCUCUGAUCCACUCCUCUCUCUCUCAUUAGAUGUGAUGGAGCAGCCUGGGCUGUGGCCCCCUGUGUACGGAGCCCGAGGGCCCUCCUCCCACAUACACCCACAACACCCCGCUGUGUACUCCCGCUCGCAGUUUCUACGGCAACAGGAGCUGUACGCUCUCCAGCAGCAUCAACAGCAUCAUCAUCUGCAGCAUCAGCAUCAGCACCAACAGAGUCACCAGUCACACCCCCACCCCCCCACCCCACCCCCAGCCCCAGCAGCACCACAGGACAGCACAGACCAUGGAGCUCCAACACAGACCCAACCACACCCAGGUGGGUGGCAUACUGGCGACACAGAUUAACAUGAAUACAUACAUACACACAAACAAACACAAGUACGCACGGAUGCGUACGCACGGAUGCAUACCCACACGUACAGUGGGGAAAAAAAGUAUUUAGUCAGCCACCAAUUGUGCAAGUUCUCCCACUUAAAAAGAUGAGAGAGGCCUGUAAUUUUCAUCAUAGGUACACGUCAACUAUGACAGACAAAAUGAGGAAAAAAAAUCCAGAAAAUCACAUUGUAGGAUUUUUAAUGAAUUUAUUUGCAAAUUAUGGUGGAAAAUAAGUAUUUGGUCAAUAACAAAAGUUUCUCAAUACUUUGUUAUAUACCCUUUGUUGGCAAUGACACAGGUCAAACGUUUUCUGUAAGUCUUCACAAGGUUUUCACACACUGUUGCUGGUAUUUUGGCCCAUUCCUCCAUGCAGAUCUCCUCUAGAGCAGUGAUGUUUUGGGGCUGUCGCUGGGCAACACAGACGUUCAACUCCCUCCAAAGAUUUUCUAUGGGGUUGAGAUCUGGAGACUGGCUAGGCCACUCCAGGACCUUGAAAUGCUUCUUACGAAGCCACUCCUUCAUUGCCCGGGCGGUGUGUUUGGGAUCAUUGUCAUGCUGAAAGACCCAGCCACGUUUCAUCUUCAAUGCCCUUGCUGAUGGAAGGAGGUUUUCACUCAAAAUCUCACGAUACAUGGCCCCAUUCAUUCGUUCCUUUACACAGAUCAGUCGUCCUGGUCCCUUUGCAGAAAAACAGCCCCAAAGCAUGAUGUUUCCACCCCCAUAACUUCACAGUAGGUAUGGUGUUCUUUGGAUGCAACUCAGCAUUCUUUGUCCUCCAAACACGACGAGUUGAGUUUUUACCAAAAAGUUCUAUUUAGGUUUCAUCUGACCAUAUGACAUUCUCCCAAUCCUCUUCUGGAUCAUCCAAAUGCACUCUAGCAAACUUCAGACAGGCCUGGACAUGUACUGGCUUAAGCAGGCGGACACGUCUUGCACUGCAGGAUUUGAGUCCCUGGCGGCGUAGUGUGUUACUGAUGGUAGGCUUUGUUACUUUGGUCCCAGCUCUCUGCAGGUCAUUCACUAGGUCCCCCCGUGUGUUUCUGGGAUUUUUGCUCACCGUUCUUGUGAUCAUUUUGACCCUACGGGGUGAGAUCUUGCGUGGAGCCCCAGAUCGAGGGAGAUUAUCAGUGGUCUUGUAUGUCUUCCAUUUCCUAAUAAUUGCUCCCACAGUUGAUUUCUUCAAACCAAGCUGCUUACCUAUUGCAGAUUCAGUCUUCCCAGCCUGGUGCAGGUCUACAAUUUUGUUUCUGGUGUCCUUUGUCAGCUCUUUGGUCAUGGCCAUAGUGGAGUUUGGAGUGUGACUGUUUGAGGUUGUGGACAGGUGUCUUUUAUACUGAUAACAAGUUCAAACAGAUGCCAUUAAUACAGGUAACGAGUGGAGGACAGAGGAGCCUCUUAAAGAAGAAGUUACAGGUCUGUGAGAGCCAGAAAUCUUGCUUGUUUGUAGGUGACCAAAUACUUAUUUUCCACCAUAAUUUGCAAAUAAAUUCAUAAAAAAUCCUACAAUGUGAUUUUCUGGAUUAUUUUUUCUCAAUUUGUCUUUCGUAGUUAUGAUGAAAAUUACAGGCCUCUCUCAUCUUUUUAAGUGGGAGAACUUGCACAAAUAGUGGCUGACUAAAUACUUUUUUUCCCCACUGUAUGUGCACACACACGCACCCACAUUAUCAUGAAUACACACACGUAGUAACAUAAAUGCACACGCGCACAAACUACCUUAUUUUCAUGACAACGCCAGCAGUUUUCUUACAUAGUACACUACAGGGUCAUGAUUCAGCUGAUACUUCCCCACACACAAAUAGCAUUGGGCCACAGCAUGUACAAUACCUAUUCAUAGCUUCAUAGCCCAAUAUUAUCCUAGGAUUUGCUGACUGCCUCUCUGGAAUAGUGGGGGCUCAAUAUAGGUGGUGAUGCAAACUGCCUGGUUGGUCAUUACACACAGUAAGAGUCAAUAUAUCCAGGUUGAAUUCAUGCCUGGCUCAGCUGAACACCGGUGCUACACACCUAGGGUUGCAAAAUGCCGGGACUUUCCCAGAAUUCACUGGUUUUCCAGAAAUACUGGUUGGUUAAUUCCUGGAAUUACAAUGAAAUAAGAAGGAAAUUCAUGAAUCCUCCAACCAGGAUUUCGGGAAAACCAGGGAAUUUUAGGAAAGUUACCUGAAUUUUGCAACCUUACACACACCAUACCAAUACUGAUGAAGCCUCUUGGUCAAUCAGCAGAUCGCUCAAGAUUUGGCUACAUCAUCUUGAAUGUAGACACUACACUCUUAGAAAAAAAGGUGCUAUCUAGAAUCUAAAAGGGUUCUUUGGCUGUCCCCAUAGGAGAACCCUUUGAAGAACCCUUUUUGGUUCCAGGUAGAACCCUUUUGGUUCCAGGUAGAACCCUAUUGGGUUCCAUGUAGAACCCUUUGCUCAGAGGGUUCUACAUGGAUCCCAAAAGAGUUCUACCUGGAACCAAAAGGGUUCUACCUGGAACCAAAAAGGGUUCUCCUAUGGGGACAGCCGAAGAACCCUUUUGGAACCCUUUUUUUAAGAGUGUAGGGCAUGUUCUCUAGCGCUUGUCUUUGGUUGUUAUGGGAUGCCUUACUUUAGGCUAUCACUACAUUCAGUCUCAUUGUGUGAGUUGCGCAUGGUUUACUCCAAUGGAUCAGUGGUUAAGGAAUAGUGCUGGCAACACCAGGUUUGCGGGUUUGAUUCCUGCAAUGGGCCACAUUAUUGAAAAUGUCACUGUCAAUGUUGACACUUUUAUCCAAAGGGACUUGGAGAACUGUCAACAUUGACAGAGCCACAUACAGUAUAUUCACACAUAAAUAGAACAUUCUGUUCACACAUAAAUGACCUGCUAUAUAUAUUUAUGAUACAUUAUAUUUAUAUUUGUCCGUCGGUAGGUGCAGAAGAGACAUAUAUUCACACAUAUAAAUAGAACAUUUUGUUCACACAUAAAUGACCUGCUAUAUGUCCUAGGUGGUGUUUAUUCUGUGUAUUUGUCCAUCUGUGGGUAGGUGCAGAAGAGACCAGAGGAGCCUUCAGUGGAGCUGGAGGAGCUGCUCUCUGAGCCACCAGGUUCUAAACCUUCCAAACCCUACUCCUCCUACCACAACCCCUCCUCCAACAGAAACACCCCCACCCCGGGGGCCUGCACUGCUCACCUGUCCCCCUGCUGCCAGUCCCAGUCCCCCUCCCUGCACCCCCACCCCAAGAGCACCCCCUCCACCCCCUGCCCCGCCCCUAGCCCGGCAGCCACUGCCCCUCGCUCUCCGGCCAUCAGUCCCGUCCCCCCCACAGGUGGCAAAAGGGGCGGAGUCCCAGGACAAGAGAGGAGAGGGGCAGCCCCCGCAGGAUUACCCACAAUCCCUGGAGCCUGGUAAGGGAACUCACACUGUCCAUCCACUCUGACUAUGUUCCAAUUGUCUCUCCUUCCUCCCAAAGUGUGCACUUGUUCAAUUCCCUUCACUGAUUUGAAAGGCAAUGACUGGUAUAAGAAACAUUCCCACUAGCCCACGCCUCCACCAACCCAAUGGUUUUAGAUUUGUGGGAAGAAGUGAACAGGUGCUCUCUUCAGGAGAUUGGAAUUAAUUAUUGGGACGCAUCCCCAGGUUACAUUCCAAUAAUCACACUAGCAUACCACUCAUAAUUCAUGCCCAAUGCCUCAUACUGGCUGCGUUUACAUAGGCAGCCCAAUUCCGAUAUUUUUUCCACUAUUUGGUCGUUUGACCAAUCACAUCAGAUCUUUUCACAUCAGAUUUGUUUUACAUCAGAUCAGAAUUGGGCUGCCUGUGUAAACGCAGCCUAAGUGAUAUGUUAGUGUGAAUAUUGGAGCAGAACCUCUCUGAGGGAUAUAUGAGAAAUAUGUAUGAUGACAAUAGACUGUUAAGAGGGAUGUGCAAGAUAGUAAGAGACACACACGGCUCAUGCAGCUGUCAAGGGUUCUACACUAACAACCCUGGCCUUCAAAGUCUAUCUGUGAAAACUGUAAAUGCCUGAUAGGUCUGACACAGCAACAGAGGACAUAGCACUACAAAUCAUCAUCCAACAACAGAGGACAUAGCACUACAAAUCAUAAAUUAAUUGAAGUCAUAGGGACAAUCCAUCUGGCUUUUGAGAAAUGUUUCUGCCCUUUGUUUUGAAGCUUUUGUUACUUAUUCCUCUUUUAAACCUCCCUCCUUUUCUCUUUCCUCUGUUUUUAUAGACUUGCUUCCUGGAUACACCUACCCUGCCAUCGCCAUGGGUUACAGGAGCGGCCCAUCCCCCCACGAUGUCCGAUUGGCCGAGCCAGCCGACCUAGAGGCGGUCCAGGUGGAGCCUGCUGAGCAUGCUCCCCAGCCUCUCUCCAGCCUGGGGGUGGAGCUAGAGUGUCAGGCCGUGGUGAGGCCCCUCCCACACCAGGAAGUGGAGGAGGAAGAGGAGGUGCAGAGAGAGGAGGUGGAAGCCGGAGUAGCAGCAGGCAGCUGUGGACCUCCAGAUCAGGAGCAUAGGGAGAAGCAGGAGGAGCAGGUGUUAGUGUGUCCUCCUGCGGAGAGCCCUGUGUGUGAGACCUCCUCCUGUCCCAUCCCUUUCCUCCUCUCUGAGGAGGAGAACCACAGAGCUGACCCCAACUCCACACUGGAGGAGCAGGAGGAAGAAAAGUGCCAGGUGGAAGAAAAGUGCCAGGUGGAGAGAGGACAGCAGCAGGAGGUGGCAGGACAACAGGAGGAGCCAGAGCAGGGCUCCACCAUCAUCCACCUGGACCCUCCCUGCCCUGCCCAGCCCCACCAGGAGGCACACACUGAGGAGGAGGAGGGAGGAGAGGAGGAGCAGGAGGAGAGUACCCCUAAUGGUGACAACCACCCAGUAGAGUUGUUGUGCCUCUCCCCCUCCUCCCCCGCUCCCUCUCCCUCUCCAUGCCCCAGCCGGUCUAUCAUCACCCUCUCCACCUCCCUCAAACCCAUUGUGCCUAGUUACUGGAGCCUAGAGCUGCUAAUCGCCGCGGCCUUCUGCGCCGACGUCCCUCCGUUUCCCAUGCUGGCCUCCAGCACCCUCCAGCCCCAGGCCUGCGACACCCAUCCCUGCCCCAGCCACCCCCACCACGGCAUGGAGCUGCUCAGCGAGCUGGCCGACCUGGAGCUCCAACAGCACCGACACAACACAGGAGACAGCCAAGGUGAGAGAGAUACAGACAGAAAGACAGACAGACAGACGGACGGACAGGUGGACAGACGGAUGGACAGACGACAGUCUGAAAUUAUGUCAUUAUUACUACAAUCAGAAACAGGUUGAAAUUAUGACGUCAUUUUAACCAGCUUUGCUCAGAUUUGCCUGCUAGGGUGAUAUCACUUAAAGCUGGAAUCCUUAAUGUUUUUUUCAUUUAUUAGGAUCCCCAUUAGCCGAUGCCAAUGGCGACAGUUAGUCUUACUGGGUCCGACACAUAACGAAAAAGACAUUACAGACCAAAUACUUUACAAUCCUCCUAACUCUUUCCCCACCAGUGAGCCUCUGGUGUAUCCUUCCAACUCUUCCCCAGAGAUCUCUCUCUCUCUAAGAGCAGUAGCAGGCAGCACAUCUUCCUAAAAUACUCCUCUAAUGAUAGAGCAGGAGAGAGAGAAGCAGCAGAUCUCUGUUACAAUACAGACCUCUGUUACAAUACAGACCUAGACCUCUUUUACAAUACAGACCUCUGUUACAAUACAGACCUAGACCUCUGUUACAAUACAGACCUCUGUUACAAUACAGACCUAGACCUCUUUUACAAUACAGACCUCUGUUACAAUACAGACCGAGACCACUUUUACAAUACAGACCUCUGUUACAAUACAGACCUCUGCUACAAUACAGACCUAGACCUCUUUUACAAUACAGACCUCUGUUACAAUACAUACUUCUGUUACAGUACAGACCUCUGCUACAAUACAGACCUAAACCUAUUUUACAAUACAGACCUCUGUUACAAUACAGACCUCUGCUACAAUACAGACCCAAACCUAUUUUACAAUACAGACCUCUGUUAGAAUACAGACCUAAACCUCUGUUACAAUACAGACCUAAACCUCUGUUACAAUACAGACCUCUGUUACAAUACAGACCUAGACCUAUUUUACAAUACAGUCCUCUGUUACAAUACAGACCUCUUUUACAAUACAGACCCAGACCUCUUUUACAAUACAGACCUUUGUUACAAUACAGACCACUGCUACAAUACAGACCUAGACCUCUUUUACAAUACAGACCUCUGUUACAAUACAGACCUCUGCUACAAUACAGACCUAGACCUCUUUUACAAUACAGACCUCUGUUAGAAUACAGACUUAAACCUCUGUUACAAUACAGACCUAAACCUCUGUUACAAUACAGACCUCUGUUACAAUACAGACCUAGACCUAUUUUACAAUACAGUCCUCUGUUACAAUACAGACCUCUUUUACAAUACAGACCCAUACCUCUUUUACAAUAUAGACCUUUGUUACAAUACAGACCACUGCUACAAUACAGACCUAGACCUCUUUUACAAUACAGACCUUUGUUACAAUACAGACCACUGCUACAAUACAGACCUAGACCUCUUUUACAAUACAGACCUCUGUUACAAAUACAGACAUAGACCUAUUUUACAAUACAGACCACUGUUACAAUACAGACAUAGACCUCUGUUACAACACAGACCUCUGUUACAAUACAGACCUCUUUUACAAUACAGACCUCUGUUACAAUACAAACCACUGCUACAAUACAGACCUAUACCUCUUUUACAAUACAGAUCUCUGUUACAAUAACAGACCUCUGUUAAGUACAGGCCUCUGUUACAAUACAGACCAUCUGUUACAAUACAGACAUAGACCGUCUUUUUACAUACAGAACUCUGUUACAAUACAGACCUCUGUUACAAUACAGACCUCUGUUACAAUACAGACCUCUGUUACAAUACAGACCUAUGUUACAAUACAGACAUAGACCUCUGUUACAAUACAGACCUCUGUUACAAUACAGACCUCUGUUACAGUACAGGAAUCUGUUACAAUACAGACCUCUGUUACAAUACAGACAUAGACCUCUGUUACAAUACAGACCUCUGUUACAAUACAGACCUCUUUUACAAUACAGACCUCUGUUACAAUACAGACCUCUGUUACAAUACAAACCACUGCUACAAUACAGACCUCUGUUACAAUACAGACCUCUGUUACAAUACAAACCACUGCUACAAUACAGACCUAGACCUCUUUUACAAUACAGACCUCUGUUACAAUACAGACCUCUGUUACAGUACAGGCCUCUGUUACAAUACAGACCUCUGUUACAAUACAGACAUAGACCUCUUUUACAAUACAGACCUCUUUUACAAUACAGACCUCUGUUACAAUACAGACCUCUGUUACAAUACAGACCUCUGUUACAAUACAGACAAAGACCUCUGUUACAAUACAGACCUCUGUUACAGUACAUACCGCUGUUACAAUACAGACCUCUGUUACAGUACAGACCUCUGUUACAGUACAGACCUCUGUUACAGUACAGACCUCUGUUACAAUACAGACAUAGACCUCUGCUAUAAUAUUCUCUCUCUCUCUUGCCUGCUCCACUCACCCUCUGCCUCUCUGUAAAACCCUCCUCUGUUUGAUCCACACACACACACACGUGCACACAUUUGUGUAAGUACACACACACACACACACACACACAAGUGUGUAGGUAAUCACAAAAGCAGUGGGAUGUUGUUGGGACCUGCAACGUUGCCUCAGUAAUUAGAACCCAUUGUUUUAAAGUGCCUUUAAAAGCUUCCCCGGUUUCAAAGCGCCGCAGUCGCGUUUAGUUUUUUUUCUGUGUUCAUGCAAAAGGAUGUUUUGUGUUUACCCCAUCUUCCUAAUGCAUUUAACUGGUCCCAAAAGAUGCCGACUAUAAAAAGGACAUCAUCAAGUGAUUUUUAGAGUGUUGUUGUUUUCGCUGUGUGAUAUCAUCGCAUGCUCUGAGGAGUUGCUAAAGACAUCAGUAAGCAUGACUGGGUGACUUUUUGUAAUGAUAGAACUUCACACAGUCUCUCAUCAUACAUAGGCCCCAAGGGCAGAGACAGAGGUCCCAUAAUCAGUACAGCAGUACGGUAUUCCCACUCCUGAGCCAAGCCGAGCUGUACUCCACCAGCCUGGUUACACAUCCACCAUGGUCUUAAGAACCAUGCUGAAAGGACAAUGUGAAAAGAAGAUAUCUGAGCCAGCCCAGUAUGAUUUGGAUCAGCAUGAUGGUGUGAAAAAGGGUACAGUAUUUAGUACUGUAGAUAUAUCCCACAGCCACUGACCUACAGUAAUACCCUUUUCACUCAACUGAGCCAAGCUGAGCCAAUCCAAUCUGUACUGCACUGGCCUGGUUACAGUAUGCACAGUGUGAAAAGGCUACGGUAGUAUUCAAUAUAUUCCACCACAGCAGCAACAGGCCUACAGUACAGUACUGUAGAUGUCUAUACUGCAUGGCGAAACCCUGGACCAGAUGGUCUCUGCCAUACAGAUGCUGUAGAGACUCAAGCACACCAAGUACCAAUGGAUUAGUGCUGUGCCCCUUGACCUUUGACCGAGUCUGUGUUUCGGCCCACAGGAGACGAAAUGUUGAUCUUUGACCUCCAGAGUCUUGCCACCCUGGCAGCAGCCCGUGCCUUGGAACUGGGUGCCCAGGAGGCUAGCGGGGCGGGCGCCGGGCGGCCCUGCCCGGCCCGCAAGACCCUCAACCUGCGCAGGAAAUGCAGCUGGACACCUCGCCACGAACCGGUAGAGUACAACUAUACUGUGUCCUGACGUUCUAUUUAGCAUUAGAACAGAAUGCAGUACAUUCUAAAAAAUACAUUAGAAGGAAUUUUAAAUGGUUGACUGUACACUUUGAUUUUAGACUGUUAGUUUAAUAGCAUGUAUAAGCAUUUAUAAGCAAUUAUAAGCAUGUAUAAUACUUUAUGAAGCAUUUCUAAACACUUUGGCAUCCCUCAUGAUUUCAUUAUGCGUCUACAUCUGCAUCUCUUGCUGUUUGGGGUUUUAGGCUGGGUAUCUGUAAAGCACUUUGUGACAACUAAUGAUGUAAAAGGGGCUUCAUAAAAUACAUUUGAUUGAUUGAUUAGUAUUGUGAACGUUCAGGCGUGCCCGGCCAAGGGUGCCAUGGAGAGGAUGGAGGGUCCGGAGCUGGCCAUGCGGGUGAAACUGGCAGAGCUCCAGAGGCGCUACAAAGAGAAACAGAGGGAGUUAGCCAAGCUACAGAGGAAGCAUGACCACCAGUAAGAUACAACAUGUCCUUUACUAUCCUCCUAUACAUUAUCCUUCAACAUGUCAUUUACUAUCCUCCUAUACAUUAUCCUUCAACAUGUCCUUUACUAUCCUCCUAUACAUUAUCCCUCAACAUGUCCUUUACUAUCCUCCUAUACAUUAUCCUUCAACAUGUCAUUUACUAUCCUCCUAUGCAUUAUCCUUCAACAUGUCCUUUACUAUCCUCCUAUACAUUAUCCUUCAACAUGUCAUUUACUAUCCUCCUAUACAUUAUCCUUCAACAUGUCCUUUACUAUCCUCCUAUACAUUAUCCCUCAACAUGUCCUUUACUAUCCUCCUAUCCAUUAUCCUUCACCAUGUCAUUUACUAUCCUCCUAUACAUUAUCCUUCAACACGUCCUGUACUAUCUUCCUAUACAUUAUCAUUCAACGUGUCGGUUACUAUCCUCCUAUACAUUAUCCUUCAACACGUCCUUUACUAUCUUCCUAUACAUUAUCAUUCAACGUGUCAGUUACUAUCCUCCUAUACUUUAUCCUUCAACAUGUGCUUUACUAUACUCCUAUACAUUACCGUCACCUCUUUGGAAAUAAGUGUUUUAACUCUCAUGUGUUAUCCUAUGGAAUCAAAACCUUGUUAAAACAUUUAAUGAAAUCAAACUCUCCUUUACCUACGACUACCUCCUAGUCUCACGUUGUGAUACUUCCUUAGUCUCCUAAUCUCUCCUUUAACUGAUUUCUAAAAGCAGCCCACAAAACAAACUGAAGCCAUGACAACACACUCCCUUUCUAUCUCAUGAAGGAUUCCCUCUUUCCUUCUCAAGUUUAUCCGGUCCUGUGCUCAAAUACAGUAUCUUAUUGUACUCAUGAGUGUUUGUGUGUGUGUGUCUACAGGAAGGACGAAACGCCUCGCAGCCCUGCUCGUAGAGGACCGGGGCGGCCCAGGAAACGUAAAUCAACCCCCACCGCUGGCACAGGCUCCUCCACUGAGACACAGAGAAAAGUCAAGUGAGUGUGUGUGUGUGUGUGUCGUAAGGCUGAUCUCCCUCUCUGCCUGACCGUAGCCCAAACACACUGAUAAGCCUCCUACAUAUCACUGCAAUCCAGGAGACUCAUGCCAUCGACAGGAAAUGGGAGAACCCAGCUGACCCCUUCAAGGAAGUCCAGUUUAACCUAAUCUUAACCUAAUCAGCACAGAGACUGAAUUGUAUUACAGUUUAAUCCACGUCGGUGGUGGUGUGUGUGUGUGUGUGUGUGGGGUCGCCUCCUUCCUUACCCUGUUUGUGCGCGUGUGGAUGUUUUAAGUGUAUGCUUCCAUUUCAGGAUGUUGCCUGUAUAGUGUGUGUGUGUAGUGUGUGUGUGUGUGUGUAGUGUGUGUGGAUGUGUGGUUGUGUGUGUUGUGUCCGUCCACAUACUGUCUGUGAGUGCCUCUGUGUUCCAUUGUAUGCCUCUGUCCAUGUGUCUCAGCCAGUUUCCGCCCAGCUAAUUUAAAACCUGAAUGGCAUUACUGUGGGCCAGAUUGGGGGCAGGAGGGCUGGGGGGCCAGAUUGGGGGCAGGAGGGCUGGGGGGCCAGAGGGGGCCAGGAGGGCUGGGGGGCCAGAGGGGGGCCAGGAGGGCUGGGGGGCCAGAGGGGGGCCAGGAGGGCUGGGGGGCCAGAGGGGGCCAGGAGGGCUGGGGGGCCAGAGGGGGGCCAGGAGGGCUGGGGGGCCAGAGGGGGCCAGGAGGGCUGGGGGGCCAGAGGGGGGCCAGGAGGGCUGGGGGGCCAGAGGGGGGCCAGGAGGGCUGGGGGGCCAGAGGGGGCCAGGAGGGCUGGGGGGCCAGAGGGGGCCAGGAGGGCUGGGGGGCCAGGAGGGCUGGGGGGCCAGAGGGGUCUAGGGGUUGUCUGGGGUGCGCUGGGGAGCUGAGAGCGGUGGAAGGGGGCUGGUGGGGGUUGUAAUUAGAGUCCUGUGAAUUCUCCUGUAAUCUGCCCCGGCUCCAGGAAUGGGACAUGGCCUGUUAUUAAGCCCAGGGGGUCAGGAGGGGUCAGGAGGGGACCGGGUCGGUCACACAGGGCCGUACAGCCGCCAAGACACACUGACAUCAGAGGGGGCGUGUGUGGGGGGGGGGGGGGGGGGGGGGGGGAGGGUUGUGUGUGUGUACAGCCCAUUGCUCUCAAUUUAUCUCACAAAUUAUAGUCACAUGCAUUGGUUGAAGCACAAUGUUAAAUUCAAAUCUCCCUACCAUCAUAUCUAAGCCAAUAUGACACCAAUGUCGAUGAGAAUUUGCAAGUCAGCUUGAUUGAAGGUACACAACACACUACCGCCUCUCGUCAUUAGCCGUCUGUCCGUUACCAAGAACCACUAUACCUGAUUUUUGACAAGUCGUUAGCAUUAGGGUCGUCAGACUUUUUUUCUCUCCUAAAAUUAGCUCAAAUUCUAGACGUCGGAUCAAAAGGGGACCAUUAGACUUAGAUCUGUUUGGACUGAAUACGUUUGUAGGUGCAAGAGUUUUUACUAUAUUCGCAAUUUAUUGCUCUCACGCGCACAUUUGUGCCCAAUAAAAACCAACAAUGUGCUACCUUUUUGCAGCAUUUCUGACAAUGCUAACAUAUUUUCAGCCGAAUCUCAGAGUUCUAAAACCGGGUCGAGCAACUUGGUUGCUGCGCAACAGUAGCAGCUAGCUAGUAGAAGGCUAGCAGCUGUAGCUAGCUAGUAGAAGGAUAGCAGCUGUAGCUAGCUAGCUAACGCCAGUUGGAUGAGAAGCAAAAGGAAGGUAGCUAGCUAGCUAGGUAUAUUUGGCUAUGGAAGGUUUUUCAUAUGGCUGAAGUCAUCUGUGUAAACUGCUGGCUUGGACACUUGUGUGUAAUCAGAGCACAAUCAAAUAAGCUGUAUAUAUAUAUAUAUAUAUAUAUAUAUAUAUAUAUAUAUAUAUAUAUAUAUAUAUAUAUAUAGCAUUAGGCUGUAUGUAUUUUUUGACAUAGUCCUAUUGUAAAUGUGUAUUAUUGUAGCAUCAUCAUCUGUAUUGCAAAAAUAAAUACAAAUACACAAUAACUUUAAGCUACAUUGUCAUUUGAGGUAAUGAACUGUCCGUUGUUCAGCACAGCAAUUGAUAAAACAGGACCAUGUUUGAAAAACAAUAUUACACAGGUAAGCUAAUGGUUACAGAAAUCAGGAAUGUAGACAGGCUCUAUAGACGUCUAUGUCUAUAUGAGUGACUGUGAUGAACAUACCACCUCCUGUUGUUCUGUUGAGUACCUACUGACCCAAAAAUAUAUUAUGAAAUAUAUUUAUUUUUCAAUUACAUGUAUUGUUAAAAUAAAGGUUUAACAUUACCAUAUUACUACAAGGCAAAACAGCUCACUCAAUCAACCCUGAUGAUGUUGUAAGUAUAAAAGCAAAACUUGCUUUCAUAUAAUAAAAAAAGCUUUAAAAGGUAGUGGAAUGGGUUAAUGUCUUAGUGUGGGGUGGGAAGGAUGCAAUACAUUACCUUGUAUGUGGUACAAGUCACAUUAUUGUGGGAGCACGUCCACUAAGAGUAUGAAUUAGGCUGUUUGAGAAGGUUUGAAUCCUAAGCAACCUGCAUACACAUAGUUGGAAGUACAAUAGACCAACGAAGCUAUUGUAGUAGGUCAAAGCUGUGUGCUGAAAAACCUUGGUAGAGCAUGAGUUAAGUAGGCAUUGUGGUGAUCAUGUGGAUUUCCUUUCUUUUUCGGCUUGAGACCAAUCCCUACUUCUCACUUAAAACAUAGUUUUUUUGUUUUUAAUAAAUAAAUGGGUAGCUCGUAAUUGUUAUCCAAAUUCUGAAAUAAAAUAUUAAUAAUACAUGAAUAUAAAUAAUUAAUCUGGAUGUGGGUGUUAUUGCUCGUCCCCAGGGAAACACAGAAACUAAAAAAGGUUCCCACAAACAUCAGCCGCCCAUAUCUUUAUUUUACUAUGUCGUUGUGUAAAUGCUCAUUGGUGGUAUCCAGAUUGGAGCGUGUGUGCCUGUGUCAUUGUGUGUGUGUCAUUGUGUUUGUGUGCUUGUGUGUGCAUGUAUACAUCUAUGUGUGCAUCCAUGUGUGUGUGCGUCUACUCGCGUGUGUGUACAUCUGUGUGUGUGUGUGUGUCUCUGUGUUGUCAAUUUUCAAUUAGUGCUGUCAUCAGUGUCCAUAUGGAAGCCUUGGAGGGGCUUAGUGCCACCCCUGAGCAGCCAACAGUUAUUUUCCCUCUCUCCCAUUUCUGGGCAGCGUUCCAUAGUGCUUCCAGCUCUCCCACUGCGAUGUCACCUCCACUCUCCUUCCGCCUGUGUACCCCUGCCCCCUUCCCUCACAUUCUCCCCUCCAGUCCUCCCCUCCCCCACCCCUCGCCCAACACUGAUGCCCUGUGACAGUGACACCAGAAAUGAAAGGGCGGCAGGGCCUACAGCGAAGGGAUGGGUGGGGGGGUGGAAGGAUGGAUGGAUGGGGGGAGGGAGGGGGAGAUGGAGGGGGGGAAGAAGGGGUCUCGGUCCAGCAGUGGCCGGCAUGACUGGUCUCCAGUUACAGUAAGGUCUCCAUGACUGGUCUCCAGCUAUAGUAAGGUCUCCAUGACUGGUCUCCAGCUAUAGUAAGGUCUCCAUGACUGGUCUCCAGCUACAGUAAGGUCUCCAUGACUGGUCUCCAGUUACAGUAAGGUCUCCAUGACUGGCCUCCAGUUACAGUAAGGUCUCCAUGACUGGUCUCCAGUUACAGUAAGGUCUCCAUGACUGGCCUCCAGUUACAGUAAGGUCUCCAUGACUGGUCUCCAGUUACAGUAAGGUCUCCAUGACUGGCCUCCAGCUACAGUAAGGUCUCCAUGACUGGCCUCCAGCUAUAGUAAGGUCUCCAUGACUGGUCUCCAGUUAUAGUAAGGUCUCCAUGACUGGUCUCCAGCUAUAGUAAGGUCUCCAUGACUGGUCUCCAGUUAUAGUAAGGUCUCCAUGACUGGCCUGCAGCUACAGGAAGGUGGGUGUUUUUUAAUGAGACACGUGCAGACAGGGACAGAUUGGCCCAAUGUUGUGUUACAUUGGAGGGCUAUGUAAAACCAAUUUCCUUUGGUAGAGUUGCUUGGGCGCUUUGUGUUGCUGGCUGUUCUGAUUGGAUUGUGUGUGUGUGUGUGUGUGUGUGCGGACGUGCGUGGGUGUAUCUGUAUCUUUGUGCGUGUUUAACUCUGUGUGUGUGUAUGCGUGUGUGUGUGCGUGUGUGUGUGCGUGUGUGUACAAACUAGGAGCUGCUAAUCAACUGUGCUCUGUCACGUUGUUUGUCAGUGUGUGAGGGAGGGAAGGGGUCGGAGGUGUCCGCCACUCAGGGACAGCUCACACUUCUGCCACCUCUGCCAUUCUCCUGUCAGUCACACACACACACAACACACAACACACACACACACACACACACACACACACAUACACGUACACACACAGACAGCCCUGCGUCACAUCUAGUCUACCCCUCUUUCCCUCCCUCCAUCACUUUCUCUCCCUCCCUCCAUCCAUCUCUCUAUCCCUCUCUCUCCCUCUCUCUCCCUCUCUCUCCCUCCCUCCCUCCUUGCUAUUACAGAUGUACUUCAAUGUGCACGUAUGAAGUACAAGCACACACACACACACACACACACACACACACACACACACACAGUCAGUUUGUCACGUUUUUACCUGGCACAUAUUACACACACACACAUGCACGCACGCACAUGCGCUAUUCUAGCCUGUGUGUAAUGAUGUAAACAGAGGACUUACAGCUCAGCGUAAUAGAUAGUUCCCUUUUAACUCUGAAAGGUUUUGAGCCAGCGAUCCACAAUCCCGAUUAGGCGGGGGGGGAAUGCCGCUGCUAGCUUUCCCAGUCAAUGUGACUGAUGGCAUGGCUAAGGCUGUGCACACAGUAGGAGAGGGGAAGUUCAUCUUUUGUUUGAGUAUGGUCUGGCUCACAUCUGUGUGGUCGCCGGGCAGGUUUCCAGGAGGAAAUUCAAGGGCAUUUUCCCUCUGCUUCUAUCCAGCCCUGUGAUGUUGCUAUUCUGUAGGGGGAAGAGGAGCUGCUAGCCACACUGAUAUGGAAAUGGAAACUGGAGAGCUAUGAUAUUCAACUGCCAGAACAAUAGAAGCCGCAUACAAAUGCAGAACGUGCCUUCAGACCAUUCACUGAUUCCCUGUAUCUUUCAAAGCGUCUCUCUGUGCCGGUAUAGGCCAGGGGGAACUCCCUUGAUAAAGCAUUCCGGCUUCUUAUUCCUCCAACAAUCCCAGGUUCGCCCCGUUAGAUCCCAAUUUUUCAAGCGUGCCGGUUUGGGGGUUUGGGAGAACAGGGCUCCGGGGUUUUCUCUUCUUCUGUUCUUCUGUUCAUCAGCUAUAACAACCCACAGAGAGGUGACUCAACCCCUCAUUUUCCCCCUCUGAUCUUUCUCUCUUUCAUUCCACCACUAUUCUUCUUCCUCUCUAAUGAAUGCGUCUCCUGUGUUUUGACUGGCAGGUCGUUAGGGGCGGGACUUGGCCUGUCGCCCGAGGACCUGCAGGGAGGAGGGGGCGGGGACACCCAGAGGAAGAAGAAGAAGCUGUCCAAUCGGGGCUUUGAGCGGCUUGGCGCGGCAGAGGUCAGGGUUCUUUAGUUUUAUCUCUUUGUCCUCUAUCCCUUCAAAACAGCUACACACUCUGUAGAACACCCUUACAGUUACUCAACUCUUCUCUGAGCCCCUCCAUACAGUAUUCUACCAUUACUGCUAUGUAGCCUGCUAGCCUUUGUGUUAUACCGUAUGCUAUGUUAGCCAGUACGAACCAACACUGUUAGCCUAGCCCCGCUAAUGCUAGUUGUUGUGUAUAUAUUGUAUGUUGUGUGAUCUAUGUUUACCCUAAUAGCCUAUAUUUUAAAUUAAAGUGUGAGGGUUUUGUACACACUCUUUGUUUCUUUUUUUCUUGACACAUUUCUAGUCAAUAGUACCAGUGGAGGCUGGUGGGAGGAGCUAUAGGAGGAUGGGCACAUUGUAAUGGCUGGAAUGGUAUCAAUGGAACGGAGUCAAACAUGUGGUUUCCAUAUAUUUUAUAUGUUUGAUACCGUUCCAUUAAUUCCAUUCCAGCCAUUACAAUGAGCCUGUCUUCCUAUAGCUCAUCCCACCAGCCUCCACUGAUUAGAACCCUUAGGGGAAACUCUAAAGAGUCAAAUCCCCAGCUCUCCAUGUUAAUAUAUUUUUCAUUUGUGGAUCUUCUUCUGUUCCUCUGGCCAUCUGUGUGCUGAGCUGAGCUAUGUCCCUCUGGCUGUCUGUGGGCUGAACUGAGCUCUGUCCCUCUGGCUGUCUGUGGGCUGAACUGAGCUCUGUCCCUCUGGCUGUCUGUGGAGCUGAACUGAGCUCUGUCCCUCUGGCUGUCUGUGGGCUGAACUGAGCUCUGUCCCUCUGGCUGUCUGUGAGCUGAACUGAGCUCUGUCCCUCUGGCUGUCUUUGGGCUGAGCUGAGCUCUGUCCCUCUGGCUGUCUGUGAGCUGAACUGAGCUCUGUCCCUCUGGCUGUCUUUGGGCUGAGCUGAGCUCUGUCCCUCUGGCUGUCUUUGGGCUGAGCUGAGCUCUGUCCCUCUGGCUGUCUGUGGGCUGAACUGAGCUUUGUCCCUCUGGCUGUCUGUGUCCGGAAGUGUAAAGGUCUCACUCUCUCUCUUUCUACUCUCACUCUCUCUGUUCUCUCUCAAUUUAUAUUUCUGUUCUCUCUCUCCCUCUCCAUCGCUCUCUCAUUCUCUCUCGCUCUAUUCCUAUCUCUUUCUUUCUCUCUUGUCUCUGUUCUGAUAGAUAAAGGUGCAGGGCAGCAGCAGAAAGAGUGUCCUCCAUGGUGUCCUCAGCUCUAAGCUGGCCCGUGACGUGGCUCAUCACCACCAGCACCUCAGACAGCACAAGGCCCAGGGCGGGAUGAGGACUGGGAUGGGGGCGGGGCCACGGGAUAAGGAGGAGGCGGCCUCUGCGUCUAGUUCCGCCCCCAAGCACCAUGGACGUCAAGGCCAAGCCACCUCCAAGGCUGAGUCCCGACGAGUCAUCAACGAGUCCGGCGGUCAGAGUGACACUGGUAAGAUUCAUGAUGAUUGAUUUCAUUUGCAACCUUUGGAGUUUUCUCACAAUGUUGUGUUUCAGUUAUGUGACGGACAUGUGACUUUAUAUAGGCAUGUUAUUUGUGUCAUAUGAUGUGGAACCACAUGGUGGGAACCACACUUUUUUCUGUAUUGGGAUAGUGAGUGCAUUCCUUAUUUUGCCCUGACCUGAGCAGUGACUGGUGUGCUCUGUAUGUGUAGGCUACCAUAGAGAGAAACACUACCAUAGCCCACCUAUAAUAAUAAUAAUAAAAAUAAUAAUAAAUAAUAAUAUGGCUGCCCUGUAGUUAAGUUAUUAGACCGACGAUGUCCGUUCUAGUGUUGUAAUUCUAUCUCUAUGGUGUGUACCGAUCUGAGUCACGGCACAAAUGUAACCGGCGGGGUCCUAUACUCAUACUCUAUGUGUGUCCUCCCUCUCUCAGCAGCCAGUGGAGACAGCGGCGGCCAGGAGGGCUGGACGGGGACCCCGCUAAUGAUGCGUGGGGGCAGGAGGAAGGGGAUGGGGAUGGGGGGAGCUCUGGGGGUCCAGGGGUCCGCACGGCUGCAGCAGCCCAGAGCCAGGAGCCAGGAAGCCAUGGAGGAGGGACAGACCACCCCCGCAGAGAGUGAAUCCUCCGACCAGGGUGAGUGGGCUGAGGUGUCUGGGUGGAGGGGUGGGGGGGACAGUGUAAGAGGGGUGAGUAGGGGUCAGGGUGAGUGGGAGAGGUGAGAGUGGGUUAUGGAGACAGGGACAGAUAAGGUUGGGUGAGUGGGACAGGGAAACGGGGACAGAUAAAGUUGGGUGAGUGGGACAGGGAGACGGGGUGAGUGGGGCAGGGAAACGGGAACUGAUAAGGUUGGGUGAGUGGGACAGGGAGACGGGGUGAGUGGGGCAGGGAAACGGGGACAGAUAAGGUUGGGACAGGGAAACGGGGACAGAUAAGGUUGGGUGAGUGGGACAGGGAGACUGGGUGAGUGGGGCAGGGAAACGGGGACAGAUAAGGUUGGGUGAGUGGGACAGGGAGACGGGGACAGAUAAGGUUGGGUGAGUGGGACAGGGAAACGGGGACAGAUAAGGUUGGGUGAGUGGGACAGGGAGACGGGGUGAGUGGGGCAGGGAAACAGGGACAGAAAAGGUUGAGUGAGUGGGAGACAGGGGGUGAGUGAGACAGGGAGACAGGGGGUGAGUGGGACAGGCAGACAUGGGGUAAGUGGGACAGGGUGACGGGGUGAGUGGGACAGGGAGACGGGGAGAGUGGGACAGGGUGACGGGUGAGUGGGACAGGGAGACGGGGUGAGUGGGACAGGGAGACAGAGUGAGUGUUCAGGUGGGGUGUGAGAGAUUCCUGUCCUACUGGCAAGCUCUCUUCUCCAGCCAGGUCAGGUACACAGGCACGCUAUACCCUUCACUCAACACACUAUACCCUUCACUCAACACACUAUACCCUUCACUCAACACACUAUACCCUUCACUAAGUGUGGAAGGCACCUCUGACCUGUCACCAAGCUCAUAAACAACCUUCUUCAUUAGUAAGCUACUUCUAUAGAGCACGGGAAGCAUUUAAAAUCAUAUCACAUUGUCUCAUGCACUCUAUACACAAGUUAAGGAAUAAAAUACACACACACACACACACACACACACACAUUCAGAAGGCUGCCACUCGAGCCCUCGUGUGAGCUUUGUUAAUUUGUUAAUUACUCUGAAAGUGAUCCCUGUCAGUGUUCAGAGGUAAGUGAGAACGUGUUGAUGAACGCCUCGUAAAUGACAAGUGGUGUCGGCAGCGCGCGGACACCCGACACCUCCGCUAGUACGUGUGUGUGUGUGGGUGUGUGUGUGGGUGUGUGAAGCUGGGCCACAGCUGUGGAUAGCUGCCUGUGAGAAGCUCUGACAGGCCAUGGAGACAAGCAGGCUGGACCACAGAGCAGUUACAGGCUGCAGAGACACACACCCACACCACGUGCACGCAACACAAGACCACACACACACACACACACACACCAAGACAGACAUACAUACACACGCAUGAGCAAGCGAGCUAGCACAUGCACGCAAACCCACACACACACAAACACACACAUACACACACAAUCACUCAGAACUCAGUACUCCAGACACACUUUAGGUCCCAGCCACAGAAAACAGCAGUCAGAAGCUCCUGGUAUUUCAUCAUUAUAAAUGGUUAUUUGUUUUCCUCCAGGAAGACAACAAGAUAACGAGGCAGUUGCUAAAUGUUAGAAUGUAGAAAACAAGUUUUAGACAAUGGGGAAAUACAAGCCUCUAAAUGCUUUCUAAUGAUAAGCAAAGGAAGUCUGUUAAAGGAACUAGAUAGGCUGGAUUUAAACACAAUACUGAAUGAAUGUUGUUCUCUCUUUAGAAGAGGAAGAAGAGGAAGGAAGUUAUGACAGUGACGAAGGACAAGACAUUAAAGCACAACCCUCCCGAGACGUCUUAUCAUGCUCCGCCGUGAUUGGUCCAUCCCCCUCGUCUGUCGUCAAGCUGGAGGCCAAUCAGAAAGCCCGGAACAAGAGAGAGAGGCAGGAGCUUUACGGUAAGAAGACAGGCCUGGUGUGUGUGUGUGUGUUUGUGUGUCUGUGUGUGUGUUUGUGUGUCUGUGUGUAUGUGUGUGUGUGUGUGUAUGUGUGUGUGUGUGUGUGUGAGUUACGCUAUACCAAUUCUGUCACCAGUGGAGAUAUCUAAAAUGAAGAAUCGCUGUAACAUUGAUCAGCUUUGACAUGUUUACAAUGUUUACUAAAUAUGUGUCAUACACAAGUACAGAUGCUCACAGGGGACAUGGUACUAUAAACAUCUAUAACCCCCCACCCCCCAAAUUUGUUUUUAAAAAACAAAAAAAUACAUCUCCACGAGAAGCAUCUGUUUUGUUUUAGUCUGUGGGGUCAUUACUGGUCUAAAUUCUUCUCUAACUCCUGAUUGAGAGAAAAUAAAGGAAUGAAACACUGGUUCAGGACGAAUAAUACAGAGUACCUCAUCAACUGUUAGCUCCUACCUUACUAAUUCAGAGAGCACAUUGGCUCCCCUACCACUGACCCUCCACACUCACACCUGUCUACCAUUGACCCUCCACACUCACACCUGUCUACCACUGACCCUCCACACUCACACCUGUCUACCACUGACCCUCCACACUGACACCUGUCUACCACUGACCCUCCACACUCACACCUGUCUACCACUGACCCUCCACACUGACACCUGUCUACCACUGACCCUCCACACUGACACCUGUCUACCACUGACCCUCCACACUUACACCUGUCUAUUCUUACUGGCACUGAUUUGACAGAUUGUGUCUGUUUUGAGGAACUUGACUAUAAUAUGUGGUUAUUUUACCUACCUUUAGUUGAAUGCACUAAUUGGAUUGUAAGUCACACUGAAUUAGAGUGCUAAAUGACUCAAAUACUAAAUGUAAUUAGUCAUGUAUUACUACAUAUAAUUAUCGAUUGAACCGCGCAGGUUCCCAGAGUCUGUCCGGGGCGGAGGGAGAGGUGAAGGUGAGGAAGAGGGCCCCCUGUAGGCUUGGCAUGGUCACUGCAGCCAAGAAGCACCCAGAGUACCAGGACCAGUCAGAGGGGGUGAGGAGGGCUGGCGGACCCAGGCCCCAGGAGCCUCGCUGGGAGAGCCUAGGGACCAGGGGCAGCCUCUACCGGAGGACCAUGGGGUCAGUCACCUUCUCCACCACCAGUGAGAGGCUGAAGAGGGCCACACGCAAGAACACCAUGCUGAGAGGACCCAUUAACAAGGUUAGUGUUAAGGAUUUCACCCUGCUUGCUUGGCGAGUACCGCUUCCUCCUGUUUCGGCUCAUACUAAGGCUCUAACCCAGGACCACUGCCUCACAAAGACACCUGACCUCCCUCCUGAAGAGUCUUACCCAGUCGCGUCACCGAAAAGCUAGCUAUUCGGCACUGCAAGUGGAGACACAGGGUGUGUCCUAGAGAUCAGGAUUAUUCAGUCAUUGAUAUGCACCUGAGUGCCUAAUGUACAGUGGUGUGUAUGUGACGUAUGGAAUCAAUCCAGGUGAUGUUUCCCCUAGGUACAGUGGUGGAAAAAGUACUCAAUUGUCAUAUUUAAAGAUACCUUAAUAGAAAAUGACUCAAGUAAAAGUGAAAGUCACCCAGUAAAAUACUACUGAGUAAAAGUCUAAAAGUAUGUGGUUUUACAUGUACUUAAGUAUCAAAAGUCAAUGUAAUUGUUAAUAUAUAUUUAAGUAUCAAAAGUAAAAGUAUAAAUCAUUUCAAAUUCCUUAUAUUAAGCAAACCAGAUGGCACAAUCUUCCAUUUUUUAUUUAUUUACGGAUAGCCAGGGGCACGCUCCAAUACUCAGACAUAAUUUACAAACGAAGCAUCUGUGUUUAGUGAGUCCACCAGAUCAGAGGCAGUAGGGAUGACCAGGAAUGUUCUCUUGAUAAGUGCGUGAAUUGGACCAUUUUCAUGUCCUGCUAAGCAUUACAAUUUUGUGGUGUCAGGGAAAAUGUAUGGAGUAAAAAAUACAUUAUUUUCUUUAGGAAUGUAGUGAAGUAAAAGUAAAAGUUGUCAAAGAUAUAAUAGUAAAGUAAAGUACAGAUACCCCCAAAAACAACUUAAGUACUUUACACCACUGCCUAGGUACAGAUCUAGGAUCAGCUUCUCUUCUCCAAAUCCUAACCUUAACCAAUAGUGGGGGAAAAUGCGAAACUGAACCAAGUUACAAUUACACAACUUCAAUCUCUUAGAACAUGUGAAGUUAACCAAGAGUGUGAUACACUCUUAGAAAAAAGGGUUCCAAAAGGGUUCUUCGGCUGUCCCCAUAGGAUACCUCUUUUGGGUUCCAUGUAGAAUGCUCUAUGGAAAGGGUUCUACAUGGAACCCAAAAGGGUUCUACCUGGAACCAAAAGGGUUCUUUCUGGAACCAAAAAUGAUUAUUCAAAGGGUUCUCCUAUGGGGACUGCCGAAGAACCCUUUUAGGUUUUUUCUUUUGCAACAUUUAGAAUUUAGACAAUUACACAACUUCAAUCUCUUAGAAUAUGUGAAAGGUUAACCAAGAGUGUGAUAUAUAUUGCAACAUUUAGAAUUUCAACAAUUACACAACUUCAAACUCUUACUCAAUCUCUCACAUAACCAUUGCAUAAUCCGAUUGCUGCCAAAUUCAACCAACGCCAUUCUCUCCUCACACUGGGAUGUUUCAUACUGUAGCACUAACUAGCGAUGCAGAGAUCCACGCAAGCGCACACAUGCUCACACGCACACUAAUUUACUCACUCACUCACUCCUCUCUUCCUGGUCACAUGUUACAGAGGAGAAGUUGCUGGUCAGGCGGUGUCCAAUCACCUCAGAGUAACGACAACACUUGCAGGGGGAGGAGGAUCCGAAACAAACAGGUAAUCAGAAUCACUCAAUCAGCCCUCAAUGCUCAACUCUAACCUCUAACCUUUCAUUUGGCUGAUCUGAUUUGCCGUUGGUAGGUCCUAUAUUCAUAGGCUAUAUGAUGCUCGGAGGUUGUUGUAUGUACCGGUAUGUCAAAGCGUUUAGCAAAGCAUCUGACAGCCUGGAAUUCAAAGUGAUAUGCUCUGUGUCACCAUGGAUAUAGUUCCAGGCUACAUCCGACUCCCUCCCUGCUGAGUAACUGUGUGAGAGUGGGCAGGAAAUUGGGGGAUGGGGGAGUGUGGAUCACACCUUCUUAUGUGGAAGAGUGAAACUAUGUCAGGGAAAAUGGCUACCUCCAGGGGACAUAUACAUGCACUGUUUAGUGUCAAUCUCUUAGUUGCAUGCUAACUAACUAACUAUCUAUCUCUCUCUCUCUCUCUCUCUCUCUCUCUCUCUCUCUCUCUCUCUCUCUCUCUCUCUCGCUCAAUUCAAUUUAAGGGGCUUUAUUGGCAUGGGAAACAUAUGUGUACAUUGCCAAAGCAAGUGAAAUGGAUAAACAAAAGUGAAAUAAACAAUAAAAAGUGAACAAUAAAUAUUACACUGACACAAGUUCCAAAAUAAUGGAGACAUUUCAAAUGUCAUAUUAUGUCUAUAUACAGUGUUGUAACGAUGUGGAAAUAGUUAAAGUACAAAAGGGAAAAUAAAUGAACAUAAAUAUAGGUUGUAUUUACAAUGGUGUUUGUUCUUCACUGGUUGCCCUUUUCUUGUUGCAACAGGUCACAAAUCUUGCUGCUGUGAUUGCACACUGUGGUAUUUUACCCAAUAGAAAUGGGAGUUUAUCAACAUUUGAUUUGUUUUCGAAUUCUUUGUGGGUCUGUGUAAUCUGAGGGAAAUAUGUGUCUCUAAUAUGGUCAUACAUUUGGCAGGAGGUUAGGAAGUGCAGCUCAGUUUCCACCUCAUUUCUCUCUCUCUCUCUCUCUCUCUCCAGCCCAAGGGCCGUGCGGUGAGCCGGCUACUAGAGAGCAUGGCGGCGGACGAGGGCUUUCAGAUGGACGAGGAUGAUAGUAGCUUCUCCGAGGGGGAUGAGGACAGUAACCCGUCAUACCCUCACAACCCCAGGAGCCCACUAGGUGAGGAGGGAACACUGUCACACACACAGUUGUGUAUUGCUAUCCUUGUGGGGACCAAAUAAUUGAUUCCCAUCCAAAACCUCUAACCCUAACCCUAAAACUAUACCUAACCCUAACUCCUAACACUAAACCUAACCGUAAACCCAAACCCUAACCUUAAUUCUAACCCUAACCCUAAUUUGACCCUAACCUAACCCCUAAGCCUGAAAUAGCAUUUUUCCUCGUGGGGACAGGCAAAACUGAAUUUUCCUUGUUUUACUAUCCUUGUGAGGACUUGUGGUAUCCACAAGGAUAGUUGAACACACACCCACACACACACGCACACACACACACACACACACACAUAAACACACACACACGAUAGGAGGGAACAUAGAUGCACUUCCAUACACACUGUUGAUGUGUGCUGUCUUUCAUAAAAUGACUGUGUGUGUAUCUGUGUGUACGACUCACCCAGCAGCCCCCAGCUGUGUCCUGACCAAACAGCUGCUGACAGAUGGACUCAGGGUGCUCAUCUCCAAGGAGGACGAACUUCUCUACGCAGCCCGGGUCCACACACUGGAGCUGCCAGACAUGUGAGCAUACAUUUACAUGGACAUUUGAGUCAUUUAGCAGACACUCUUAUCCAGAGCAACUUACAGUAGUGAGUGCAUACACACGCACACGCACACACACACACACACACACACACACACACACACACACACACACACACACACACACACACACACACACACACAUAUAUACAGUAUAUACAGUAUCAACCAAUACUCCUCAGUGGCUGGGAGCGAUGGUUGGUCUUCUCUACAGUGAAUCCACACACCCCCUGCAGAGCGCUCUCUCUUCUUAGUCCAUUAGCGUCUCUCCAAGCCUCCGUGAUCCAACUCCUCCAACCCCUCUACCUCACCCCCACCGCCCUAUCUCACCUCCCUCUAACACCCCCCCUACCUCUCUCUCACGUCCUGAACUCUCUCUCUCUAACCCCCUUUCUCUCCUCCUCCUCCCAAGCUCCCACUCUCCUCAUCUCCCCCUCCCUGAUAACCCAACCCCCCCCUCUCUCUGUUACAUAACUCCAUGUCUUCUCACACACAGCUCACUCUGAGCAGAAGAGUGUUGAUAAUGCUGCUCCGCCAGCAGGCAAUAAAAGGUGGAACGGGGGAGUGGGAGAGUGACACGUGAAGCCAGGCAGGCAUAAUACCCACACAUCUGAAAAUAUGCUUUCCCCGCUCCACACCUCACUCCAGAAGUACUCGCAGUCAGACUGACGACAUAAUCGAGUCAUACUAUCUCAUAGCUCUCUACUCGAUUCCCUCCCUCUAUCUCUCCUCUCUCUCUCUCGAACGCUCCUCUCUCUCUCUCUCGUAACUCUCUCUCAGCAUCUCCUAUCUUCUCUAUUCUACUAGGUUAUUCAGUUCUACUCUCUCUUAGCAGACUUGGCAUGACGAGGGGAGGGAGAGGAGAACAACACACCAGAACAGACUCCCUGGAGCAACUGCUGCAGGAAGCGGUGAGUUCAGUUCCUACCCCCUCUUAGAAAACAAUAGCUUCCCCCACCCCUAGACCUAUGGGGUGGCGCCCGUAAAGGGAUAACAUUAGGGAUCCUAAAACCCCGAAAGAAAGAGAAAACAGAAACGACCGAUAGAUCCGAGAGAAGACUCACGAGAAGCUAGAAGCAUCUUCCUUCCGCUCUCUCACCUCUCUCCUCCUCUCCUCUCCUCUACUGUCCUCUACUGUCCUCUACCCUCUUUGAGUUUCUGUGCCUGUGUGUGUGUACGUUAAAGUCACUGUGUAGGGAUAAUCCCUCUAGCACCUGCUCCAUACAUGUUUUGUGUCUUAAUGGGAAACGAUGCAGACUUCCCUCCUGGUAGCACAGGCUGCCCAUACUGAUGGAGACACAGGCUCAUACUGUAGACAAACUGUAACUGUCAAAAUAAAGGAAACAGUGGUGGUUCCUGAGUUAAUGAAGUAAUUAACAUCCCAUCAUGCUUAGGGUCAUGUAUAAAAAUGACCAGUUGCCCAUUAUUUUGCCUACCAUGGCUAGAAGAAGAGAUCUCAGUGACUUUGAAAUAGGGGUCUCAAAGGAGCACAGGGGGUUUAAAGGGUGUGUGUGUGUGUGUGUGUGUGUGUGUGUGUGUGUGUGUGUGUGUGUGUGUGUGUGUUUCUCAGUCACCAGAUCUCAACCCAACUGAACAUUUAUGGGUGAUUCUGGAGCGGCGCCUGAGACAGUGUUUCCCACCCAAUUAUGGAUUUUCUUGUGGAAGAAUGGUGUCGGAUCCCUCCAAUAGAGUUCCAAACACUUGUAGAAUCUAUGCUAAGGUGCAUUGACGCUGUUCUGGCAGCUCGUGGUGGCCCAACGCCCUAUUAAGAACACUUUAUGUUGGUGUUUCCUUUAUUUUGUCAGUUACCUGUAGAUCUAGCAGAACAUAUAAAGGACAGUUCAGGGUCAUGUUCAUUAGGCACCAAACGGAAGAAACCACACUGAAACAGGGAGGGAUUACCUGGACGUGUCCAAGAAGGAAACGCUCUCUUCCAAAUUUUGAAGCACUUAAAAGCAAAUCCCGAAUGAACACGACCCUGCAAAUGAUGAGCAGGAUAGGAUAGUAGCCUGCUCAGAGGAAAUAUAUACCAGAAUCUCAACCCUCAGUUAGAUUUUCUUAUUAGCACCUGGGUUUGAGUACCAGAGUGUGUGUGUUUGCCCUCUGUAGUUUCUGGUGGUGCUCCAUGCUAAGCUAACAUUACAGUUUAUCUAAGCCAUCAGUGAAAUGGAGCCUAAUUAUACACUGUAAACCGCAGGGCAUUCUUGGCAGGCGUUCAUUUGCGUUUCGCUGUGUAACCUGUUCAAGCUAGCUUCGUCUUUCCUGUGUGUGUGUGUGUGUUUUUUUUUUUUCUCCUGGAAGGAAAGCUCUGCUGGUGUUUAUUGUAAACCGAACCGGUGACUUUUGCCCCACAUUCUGAUGACAUCCUGGCGCUACGGCUCAGUGGCAGCUGGGUCAUCUCAUAACAGAGACCUUAGACCCACACACACACACACACACACACCUUCCUCUACCCAGAAGAGGAGAGGAGAAAGAGAGGAGUGUGUAGAGGACAACCUGGUUGUUCCUCAAUGUUUUUUUGCAUCACUUCUCCUUGCCAUACUUUAGUAACUAGGAGGAUCCUCUCUCUCUCUCUCUCUCUCUCUCUCUCUCUCUCUCUCUCUCUCUCUCUCUCUCUCUCUCUCUCUCUCUCUCUCUCUCUCUCUCUCUCUCUCUCUCUCUCUCUCAAGCACACAAGUAUCCUUUAGUCAAAAUGCUAACAAACCUUCUCUCCCUGACACAUAAACAUUUCUCAACUGGUGUUAAAGAGGGGGGGGGGGGGUUCCCCUCAGCCCAGUUGCAUAGUCAGUCCAUCAGUGCUCUAAUCUUGGCAGCUGUGCCGUCCACUUUGUAACAUGUGUGUGUGCCUUCCGCCGUGUAACGUGUGUGUGCGUGUCCGCUGUGUAAACGGCCGUCAGAUAGCAGCUGUUCAUAAUUACACCAUAUUUCCACUUUCUUGUCUUUCAAUUGUUCCAACAGCCAUUCAUGUAUAACUCUUACACCAAGACCCCAUAUUCCCCUGAGCAGAGCCUGAGGCCCCACUCACACACACAUAUGCAUGCACGUGCGUGUGUGCUCAGAAACACACACAACCGUGAACACACAAACACACAGUCACACAAACACACUACCAAAAAACACACACUAAACGCCUGCCUAUAACCCACAUAUCAUCAGUCAAGGACCCCUCUCCAUGGCAACUGUAAAUUAAAACAUCCUGAAAGGGGCUCCACUGAGUGGCGGAUGCUGGGCCCUGGCUGCAUUGUCAGGGAGGAGAAUCUGGCAACCUGCAAUCACAGUCCCCCCAUUCAUCUCCUCCUUAGUAUUACUUCAGCAAGUCAGGAUUUACUGCAUCACAGCUUCCGCUCCUUUCAGCUGUGACUGGCUCAUUGGCAUGAGAUAAUGCUGCUUGGCGGUGUGGCACAGUGACCAGCCGUGUGUGUGUGUGUGUGUGUGUGUGUGUUUGUGUGUGUGUUUGUGUGUGUGUUUGUGUGUGUGUGUGCGUGUGCGUGUGUGUGUGUCUUUGCUGUCUGUCUGUAAUGAAUCUUGGUGACUCAGUGUCUGUUUGACUUUCAGGUCCUGGAUGUGCUUCCAGAGACAGAGUCGGUGCUCGCUGAGGGGACGAGGGUGUGUGCCUACUGGAGCGAACGCUCUCGUUGCCUAUACCCAGGCAACAUACGGAGAGGUGAGAGAUAACAACUACAAACUGGCCUCACUUUCAUCCAUGGUGUCCACGUUCAUCCAUUUGUGUUAUUAUUUAUUUUAUUCAUUUAGCAUUGUAUUCAUUUUUUUUGCAUUAUCAUUUCAUUCCUAUGUGCAUUUCAUUAAAAAAUUGCAUUAGCAAUUUAGACGUUUGUUAGCAUUUUAUUCAUUUUAGCAUUUUACUCAUUUCAGCAUUUUUGUCAAAUAAAAUACAAUUUUAUUGGUCACAUGCACAUAUUUAGCUGAUGUUAUUGCGGGUGUAGUGAAAUGCUUGUGUUCCUAGCUCCAACAGUGCAGUAGUAUCUAACAAUACACAACAAUACACACAAAUCUAAAAGUAAAAUAAUGGAAUUAAGGAAUAUAUAAAUAUUACAUUGAGCAAUGUCGGAGUGGCAUUGACUAAAAUACAGUAGAAUAGAAUACAGUAUAUACAUAUGAGAUGAGUAAAGCAGUAUGUAAACAUUAUUAAAGUGACUAGUGUUCCAUUAUUAAAGUGGCCAGUGAUUCCAUGUCUAUGUAUAUAGGGCAGCAGCCUUUAAGGUGGAGGGUUGCAUAACCGGGUGGAAGCCGGCUAGUGAUGGCUAUUUUACAGUCAGAUGGCCUUGAGAUAGAAGCUGUUUUUCAGUCUCUCGGUCCCAGCUUUGAUGCACCUGUACUGACCUUACCUUCUGGAUGAUAGCGGGGAUAAACAGGCUGUGGCUCGGGUGGUUGAUGUCCAUUGUUGCAUUUUAGUCAUUUUUGCAUUUUAUUCAUUUUUAGCAUUUUAUUCAUUUUAGCAAUUUAUUAACUUUGACUAUUUAGCUAACUGUAACGAAGACGCAGGAAGUCAGGAAGCAAGUGCAGUUGGUGAGUUUAAUAACAAGGAACAUGAAGAUAUACAAAACAGGAGUAGCGUACUAGACAUGAAAACAAAACCAAUACUGCCUGAGGACUGAGGCUACUGAGGGCUAAAUAAAGGGGAAGUAAUCAAGGUAAUGGAGAAGUCCAGGUGUGCAUAACGAUGGGGAGCAGGUGUGCGUAAUGAUGGUUGCCAGGUGUGCGUAAUGUGGGUUGCCAGGGCCGGUGGUUAGUAGACCGCCGACGUCGAGCGCUGGAGCGGGAGAGCGGGAGUAGGCGUGACACUAACAAUGCCUGUGGUUUAAAUGUGUCUAUACUUUCUGCUCUUGCAGGUGGUUCAGGGGAGGAGGGGAAGCAGGGAGGUGUGAUGGUGGAGUUCGAUGAUGGAGACAGGGGGAGGAUCUCCCUCCCAAACAUCCGCCUCCUCCCCCCGGGAUACCAGAUCCACUGUGAGUGUCUCUUUUGUAUCGCUCUGUCGUCCACCUUGUAUGCUUACAGGGUUACUGAAUAUACUAGACCUUCUAAUUACAAUUAUUAUGAGACCUUAUAAGACCUUCCAAUCACAUUAUGAAUUAUGGACACAUUGGGAAUCAUGGACAAUAUCUUGCUGCUUUUUAAACAUUACUUUUACUUUAUUGACCAACUCAGUGGCCUGAAAUUGGAAGGUUGGGAGUUCGAUCCCUAGCCGAGUCAUACCAAAGACCGAAAAAAUGGGACCCAAUGCAUUAAGGAGAUAGAUUGGGGGUAAUGCCCUGUGAUAGACUAACGUCCUGUCCAGGAGGUGUACUAGCUGCCUCACACUACAGAAACAGGAGGUAGGCUCCUGCUCCUAUCAGCUGUUCCGGCUCGCACUAGCCAAGGCUUGUGCAAGACUACUUACUUAUACGUAUUACUUAUGACAAUGAUUAUGCAAGUGUAUGUUAGAGAUGUAUUAACCCCCAUCUCCACUUCCUGUCCCUCUGUAGGUGCGGAGUCAUCCCCUGCCCACCUGGUGUCUAGCAGCCGGGCGGCUCGGAGGAGCUUCAGUCUGGAGAAAGCCCCCAUAAAUGAGAGACCCUCUGAGAGACAGGCCAACACAGAGCCUGUCAGGAGACGACCAGGUCAGACAAGAUCAUCUACAUAGAUGCUUUAUAUCCAGUAGAUUUAGCCUGAUGGGACGCAAAAAAAGGGUGUGUCAUUCAUUUCUUGAAACCUCUUGAUCUAGUAAAGGUAGAUGUAGUGUGUACUGAUUGGUGACUUACCAGACAUUCAAUUGGUUUGAAUUCCAGGGAGACCCAAAGGUUCAGGGAAGAAGAAGAACCUGUCAGACAGCACCAAUAAGAACGCAGCCCCUCUGCUCAGCUGGCCGGCUGUGGCCGUCCCCAGGAAGAGGGCCUCUGAAAAUCUGUUCCAGCUCAACAGGACUCCCAGGAAGGCCCUGAGGGGGACGAGGGAGGCCCACCUGUUCCCCCUGCCCCCGGCCCCUGUAUCUGCCCCGGCCAAGGGCCUGUUCAGCAGCAGCUCCUUCGAGGUUGACUCCUUCAGCAGCAUCGCUAACGGCUACUCCUCCUUCUGUAGCACCCAGCCCACCGGCAUGUCCCUGGGUUCCAGGACCGGGCAUUAUGUCCAGAGACGGAGGCCCGGCGAGGUGCCGCGGAGCAGCAGGAAGAGCGGUCAGGAGUUCCUGGUCAAACUGGAUCACGAGGGGGUGACUUCACCUAAGACGAAGAACAGCAAGGCCCUGCUGCUGCUGGGCGGCGGCUCUGGGUUCGGGGCCAAAGGCGUAGGCGGCCUCCCCAGGCCUGAGGCCUACUCCCACCCAGUCCUGCUGGUCAAGGACAACAGGAAGGGAGGUUCUGCCUCGAGGGCUGAGCUCCUCCUAAAGGGUGCCCCUCCUUCACAGAGGAAGGCUUCUCCCUCCCUGGCUAUGGGGGAGUACGGUGUCGGCGAACUGGGUCUCAGCUGCCACCGGGACUGCCACAGCUCCUACUCGGACCUGGACGACGAAGAGGAGGAGGAACAGGAGGAGAGGAGGAGGAGAAGGGCGGCUGCGCUGGCCACAGCAGCCUCUGGAGGCCUGAGGACAGCGGGAAGCUUCCUCUCGCGUCUCUCCGUCUCGUCCUCUUCCUCUGGUUCCUCAAGUUCAUCCAGCUCGGGCUCCAUGUCCAGUUCCAGCCUGUGCUCCUCAGAUAAUGACUCGUCCUACAGCUCGGAGGAUGAGGAGAGCUCCACGCUGCUGCUACAGAGCUGCCUGUCCUCCCACCACGGCCUGUUGCAGCCCCCCGAGCCCCCAGCUGCAGCCGGACCCCACCAGGGCCAACAGUCCUUCGUGGCCAAGGCCGUGGCUGUAUCCAACACCAAGGGAGGAGGAGGAGAGGCCCCCAAUGACCACAGUGCCAACAACAAGCUUCUCAAGAGGAAGGAGUGCGGCAGCUCGUCCCCCUCCAAACCCCCCAGAGACCUAGUGAAGAGGCAGAAGAUUAUCCCCGAUGAUGCAGGCCCAAGACCCAAGAUGAACACGUUCCUACCGGGGAGACAGAUGUGGAGGUGGUCGGGGAACCCCACUCAGGUGAGACGAGUUGAUAAUUUUUUAAGAUACGGUGUUCACACCAAAAACUAUUAUGUGGUCAUUAAAUGUAUGCCAAUCUAUUACUGCCCCAAUCCUUCCCCAAUUCCUCCAUAUCAUAGGUACAUGAAACCGAAACCCUAACCCUAACCCUCCCCCAAUCCUCCAUAGCAGAGGUACAUGAGACCCUAACCCUAACCCUGGCCCUCCCCCAAUCCUCCAUAGCAGAGGUACAUGAGCGUUAGAGCUGCACAAUUGACCAGAGAUACAAACUACUUAAGGCGACUUUAAGCACACCUAGACUGGUAUUAAAUCCAACACAAAUAAUCAACCUGUCCACUGAGAUUGAUUUAUAAAGGUGAUUUCUCCUUGAGCUGACUACUUGAGCUGACAGCCACAUCGUUUACAGAAAACGUGAUCUCUGCAAAACAUCAGGGAAAUUGCUUUUAAAAGUUGAUCGUAUUGAACAGGAUGUUUAUCUGAGUUGGAUUGAAUCCCGGGCCCUAGUUCCUAGACAUGACUGUGUGUACUGAGUGUACCUGCAUCUUCACAGAGGCGGGGGCUGAAGGGGAAGUCCAGGAAGCUGUUCUACAAGGCCAUCGUACGGGGAAGGGACACAGUGCGAGUGGGCGACUGUGCCGUGUUCCUCUCUGCCGGCCGGCCCCACCUGCCCUAUGUGGGCCGCAUCGAGAACUUCUGGGAAUCGUGGAGCUCCAGCAUGGUGGUGAAGGUCAAGUGGUUCUACCACCCAGAGGAGACCAAGCUGGGCAAGAGGCACCGCGACGGCAAGGUACAUCCACAUUCAGGUUUAGACCACUCUAUUGCCAUUUGGGUUGCAAAAUCCUGGUUUUAGGAACUGGGCAUCCUUCAACCGGGAUUUCUGGAAAACCUGUGCAUUUUGGAAAUUUUGGGAACCUGUGAAUUUUGGGAAUUUUAGUUGGGAAUGUGCCUUGAUGUUGCUCAAGCGAUAAAAAAUAUGUUAUUAUACCAAUCGUAGUGCACAGGUUGUUUAUCUGUUUGAAAUGCGACCAUAGUGUCACAUUACAGGUGGUAGCAAACUUUCAUAGACUUUUGGUAUCUCAGCAUAUUAUGGUUUCAGAGUUGAAGUCGAUUCAAAAUACUUGCUGUUCUCUCUCUCUCUCUCUCUCUCUCUCUCUCUCUCUCUCUCUCUGUCUCCUAGCACGCUCUGUAUCAGUCGUGCCACGAGGACGAGAAUGAUGUCCAGACAAUCUCCCACAAGUGCCAGGUGGUGGGCCGCGAGGAGUAUGAGCGCAUGACCCGCGGCCAUAGACCCAGCAGCAGCGUGACCAUCCAGGGCCUGUACUAUCUGGCUGGCACCUACGACCCCACCAGCGGUCAACUGCUCACUGCUGAGGGGGUGUCCAUCGUCUGCUGAGCUGAGGACAUCUUGUCCUGAGGAUACUACUGAACCACCCAUCUGAUGGGUCUGAUGGGAAAUGAAGGUGGAAGGUCCACACGGCUUUGCCUGGAGGUGCCCAUGGCCUGACUCAGUCCAUAGGAGGGUUCCCAGAUGGGUCAGUCCUGGAGGAAGUGAAGGUCAAGGUGCCUGUGGCUUUGCCUGAAGGACCCCUGGCCUUACUCAGUCAGUGCUGACUACUGGGGGACGUCAGGGCCAAGGCAGGGCUGUCCCCUGUCUACACUGGAUAUCUCAACAUACAUGGCUGCUAGACUAGGGUCUAGUUAGAAGAAGGGGAGGGGGUAGCCAUUCACAGCAGUGAACCCCGUUCUGCUCCCACCCUCACUGGGUAACUUAAGACAAAGAUCUGGGUCCUGGACCUGAACAACCAGGACCCAAGAGUUCAAUGACAUCCGACUGACUUUCCAUCUGUCUAACUUAACAUCUCUUUAGUUUAGACUGAGGAUGGCAUGUUUGAGGGACAGUUUCACGCCUGAUCUUUACACCACUCACCCAUAAUAGGUCACCAAAUUAGAGCUGAACGUAGGUUUGGAUUGGACAGCUCAAGGCACCAUAAGGUCCCUCCGGACUAGGCCAGUGGAGCGAGUGAGGUAUGGGAUGUAGUCUCCAUAGUUCGUCUUCGUGAUUCCAGGGAUGUUAAAAUAUGUAUAAGAUAUCGAUGAUAAAGAUGUAAAUAUUUGGAAUGAUCUUUCCAAUCAAGCCAUACACUUCAGUACCUCUUGUCUCUCUUAUGGAUCAGGUGUAUAUUGUAUAGGUCAAUUAUUUGUUAUUUUUGUUGUUGUUGUUGUCUAUAUGUAUAUAACAACUAUUUUAUAUAGAAGUAUAUAUGAAAGGUAUCUUUCCAUGUUUUUUUAUUGAUUUAUUUUUCUAUGAGGGGUGAAUAUGGCUCUUUGUGUUUUUCUUUGGGACGAUGAGCUGAAGAUGCACUACACAUGCCCUGCUGAGAGAGAGAGACAGACAGACAGACAGACAGACAGGCAGGCAGGCAGGCAGACAGACAGACAGGCAGGCAGACAGACAGACAGACAGACAGAC